CGAAACUCCAUCAUCAUCCUCACCGCAGAAAAUCCCCAAUCCGCUGCUUCUGUCUCUUAAUCAUAACCAUGUCCUCCAUUCUCAUCCUUCUCUUCUCUCUCUUCCUCUUCUCCUCUCCCUCCUCCUCCUCCCGUCACCACCACCACCACAAUUCCCGCCAAUCACCCUCCGGCGACACUUCUCCGGUCAAUCCUUCGCCGUCUCAGAUCCGUCUCGCUUGUAACGCAACUCGUUACCCAGACCAAUGCGUCUCUUCACUAUCCGAACCGGGUCGGGUUCCUCCGGAUCCUAAACCAAUCCAGAUCAUCCACUCAGCGAUCUCAAUCUCAUUCCAAAACCUCAAAACCGCCCAAUCAAAAAUCAAGUCUAUCGUAGACUCGUCCGUAGGGAAUCUAAACCGUACAAACGCCGCGAACACGUGUCUCCAGCUUCUCACUUACUCCGAGCACCGCACUCAAUCGACGGACCAAGCUUUGACACGUGGCAAAAUCAAAGAUGCUCGAGCUUGGAUGAGCGCUGCUCUAGUGUACCAGUACGAUUCAUGGUCAGCGCUCAAGUACGUCAACGACACGAGCCAAGUCGGUGAAACGAUGUCGUUUCUAGACGGACUUAUCCACGUCACCAGCAACGCGCUUAGCAUGAUGGUAUCGUACGAUAACUUCGGAGACAACGUCGCGUCGUGGACUUCCCCAGCAACGGAACGUGACGGGUUCUGGGAAAAGACUGGGCCGGGUUUGGGCUCGGAUCCGAGUACAGGGCUUAAUUUGGGUUUUCCUACCGGUUUAAAAGAAGACGUGACGGUGUGUAAAGACGGAAAAUGCAGUUACAAGACGGUGCAAGACGCCGUUAACGCCGCGCCGGAGGAUAACGGAAUGCGGAAGUUCGUUAUAAGGAUUAGCGAAGGAGUCUACGAAGAGAACGUUAUUGUUCCGUUUGAGAAGAAGAACGUUGUGUUUAUCGGUGACGGUAUGGGUAAAACGGUCAUUACAGGUUCGUUAAACGCCGGUAUGCCUGGGAUCACUACGUACAACACUGCAACUGUCGGAGUGGUAGGAGAUGGAUUCAUGGCUCGUGAUCUAUCGUUCCAGAACACGGCGGGACCAGACGCUCAUCAAGCGGUGGCGUUUAGAUCCGACAGCGAUUUUUCUCUGCUCGAGAAUUGUGAGUUCCUUGGGAACCAAGACACUCUCUAUGCCCAUGGUCUUCGUCAGUUCUACAAAAACUGCCGUAUCCAAGGAAAUGUUGACUUCAUCUUUGGCAAUUCAGCUGCUGUCUUCCAAGACUGCGAAAUCCUAAUUGCACCGCGUCAACUUAACCCCGAAAAGGGAGAGAAAAACGCAGUCACUGCCCAAGGAAGAAUCGACCCGUCACAGUCCACGGGCUUCGUGUUUUUGAACUGUUUGAUUAACGGAACAGAGGAGUACAUGAAGCUGUUUAAAGCUAACCCUAAGGUGCAUAAGAACUUCUUGGGGAGGCCAUGGAAAGAUUACUCGAGGACUGUGUUUAUAGGCUGUAAUUUAGAGGCUUUGAUUACUCCUGAUGGAUGGUUACCGUGGAGCGGGGAUUUCGCGCUGAAGACGCUUUAUUACGGUGAAUCUAAGAACACGGGUCCGGGAUCAGAUAGGUCACAAAGGGUUUCAUGGAGCAGUGAGAUACCGGACGAGCAUGUUCAUGUGUAUUCGCUGACUAACUUUAUUCAGGCUGAUGAGUGGGCUUCCAUGUCUGCUUAACUCAAUCUUAAGACUAUAAAAGGUUUAGGAAUGUUUUAAAAGAAGAAAUCCUUCUCAUUGUACUUUAAUCGAUAAAGUGUUUUAAACAUAAAAGCAAAGAUUGCAUUCAUGUUAUAUCAAUAGAGAGUUCAUAGUCUUAGGACUAAUUGAAGUAAAACAAUAAAGUUUCAAAUUUUAA
Messenger RNA from Arabidopsis arenosa, 1908 nucleotides. Lineage: Eukaryota; Viridiplantae; Streptophyta; Magnoliopsida; Brassicales; Brassicaceae. The record is from the annotation of a GenBank genome assembly.